GACCUCUGGGCACACCCUAGAAAGCGCCUGCGUGAAAGGAGUCGAUCGAUGUUUGUUUGGAUCUAUGAGCGCCAGGCACGGUGUGCUACCUUCGACUUGGAAUUUUUUUAACGACAAGAAGGCCAGAUAGUCUGUAAUAAAGCAACAUGAGUCAAGUGUCAGUUUUGGAUGUGUUUGAAGACAUGCCAGCCCAGGACAGCACAUCUUUCCCUGACCCUGUUGGAGCUGAAGGGGGAGACUGUGUGGUGUGUGGAGACAAGGGGUCUGGCUUUCACUAUGGUGUGUACAGCUGUGGGGGAUGUAAAGGGUUCUUCAGGAGAACUGUGACAAAGGGUUACGUUAAGGCAUGCAAGUCAGGGAGUAAGUGUAACAUGGACAUGUACACCAGGAGGAAGUGUCCUGAAUGUCGUCUCCGUUCAUGCAGGGCUGCUGGCAUGAGAUCAGAGUGUCUUCUUACCCAGGCUCAGUGCAGGUCAAAGUUCCUUUAUCGCAAAAAAUCUGAAACACCAAAAUCAGACCAUCCCAUUUCAUCACCCAAUCAGGAAGUGCCUGUUCAGCCACCACCCAAUCAGAGCACUGGGACAGAUGUGCAGCAGCAACAGAACCUAGUCAGCGACAUUUCCAACCAAUCAGAGACCUGUAGUUUGGGAGAAGUAUCAGUUCCAUCUACCAGUAGCACUCAGCCUUUUGAGACUGUGCCUGAACCAGUCUCUUUCUCACAACUCAAUGACAGCAAUGGCACCAACUUGGUCGAUGAAAUCAUUUCCUCAUUUAUGGAUUUUGGCUCUGAGAACCCGGUGUUAACUCGAACUGACUCAACAGGAAGUGAUGACAUGCUUUCUUUCUUAGCUCUCCUUGCAAACGAGACACAGUCAAUUGAUGAGAAUGACCUUGACCCAAGCAUAGGGUUGUUUGAUGAAGUCCCUGCAACUACACCAAUCCAGAGCAACAGCUCCAUCGAGCAUGCUGAAAACCUUCUCUCCCUUCAGAGAGGUGAAGCAAACUUGCAAGCGACUGUUUCUGCAUCAACCAAUGGGCAAGCAUCAGAGGAGAACUCUGAAUCGUCCACAAGUGAUACGCCUACAGAAAGUGUCAAUCAAGCUACCAACCCUUGUGAUCUAAAAACAAACCUUCAGCUUUCCCAAAAACAUCAGUCAGCUGAUGAAGAUAAGGCAACUAAGGAGCACACAUGCAGCUUAUUUAGACCAGGGAAGAUACAAAAAUUUGUGAGGCCAGAUGCUGUUCAAAAUCUUUCCCCAGAGUAUCAAGCAAUAGUUUCAGAAAUUGCUACCUUUCGGAAGAGUUGGUGUGAAAAGCAUCACAAGACACUGUGCGUACUAAUUAAGGGAAGUAUUCAAGAUAAUAGCAAAAAAGAAAGGCAGGCUCGUUUUGUUGCUUACAUGGGUUCAGUGAUGGAGAAGAUGGUUGAGUUCAUCAGGACUGUUGUUCAUUGCUUUCAAGAUCUCUGCAUUGAGGACCAGAUUGCAGUUGUGAAGGCAUCCUUUUUCGACUGCUGCAUGAUAAAGGUUCCUAUCCUCUUGGCAAACUUCAAUGGUGGUGUUCAUGUCUUGAAACGCAUCUUACAGGCAGUGCACACUGAAGUGUUCAACGCCACCCUGAUGAAGUGGUAUGAAGGGAUGCUGGACCUGAAAAUAGACAUGACUACACUGGACCUCCUGCAGUGUGUGAUAGUUGUUUCUCCUGAUCGGCCAAAUAUCAAAGGGCGUGACACACUGGAACAGUCGUAUGCACAGUACAUCGAGUGUCUGCGUGCUUACUGCAAAGUCGCCUACCCAGAGAGCCACUUGAUGUUUCACCGCCUGCUGAGUAAGCUGACGGAAGUUCGCACCAUUGGCACAGCCUUUGGGAGAAGCAUCAGCUCCGAGUGUGAGUCCAUCAUCAGAGAGCAUCCCCUGGUUUCUGAGAUUUGGAACCGCGACUGAUGUAAGGGAUUACAAGUGUUGAAUUGAGCGGUCCUCUCAGCCUCAGAUUUAAUCCUAUCUCAGGAAAUCCUUGCUUAGCUCCUGGCAUGAUUUGACCUAAUUUCAUUAUCUGUAUCGUAAUAGAUAUGCCAAUUUUAUCUCUCAAGAUGACAACAUGACCAUAAUGUACCUUGUAACAAGAUUUUUUUCAAAUACAAAAUGUAAUGGAAUGACUACUAAAAAAAGACCUUUCCCUGUAUUUGGGUUGGCUGGGGCAAAUCUUUAAGUUGAUGGAAAGAUUGUGACUUUGCUGUAUUUCUAUUGAAGCUUUGGAACUAUUCCUGUAAAUUUGCAUUAGAUGCGGCAUUUGCCUGGAAUGAUUAAAUCCGUGUAACCUUAAAAUCAGCAUGUUUGAUUAGCAAAAUACAAUUUCUAUUGGGAUUGCCACUUGUACAAAGUUUAACAGACUUCUCAACUUUUGAAGUUGAAUACAAUAUGGAGCAUAAGAUUUUACACAGUAGUCAGCACUACGUACUGAUAAUCUGAUUGAAUUUUGAAUUUAUGAAAGUUUACUGUUAGCUCUUGUGUUUUGAGGGGCUAUCUUGAGUAUUCAUAGAAAUUACAGUUAUUCUAUGUAGAAGUAUUUUUGUUUAGUUCACAUGUGAUGGCAAGACAUACAUGCACAGAAAUGAUACAACUAUCACUUCAUACUGGUCGUAAUGCUACCAUAUGUCAGUUUGUGUGAAAAUGAAAUAUAAAUGUUGGUCAAUGA
Molecule: messenger RNA, 2694 nt
Organism: Branchiostoma belcheri (Belcher's lancelet)
Lineage: Eukaryota; Metazoa; Chordata; Leptocardii; Amphioxiformes; Branchiostomatidae
Exons: 8
Coding region: 147-1943 (598 amino acids)
Biological process (GO): cell differentiation; positive regulation of transcription by RNA polymerase II; negative regulation of transcription by RNA polymerase II
Molecular function (GO): RNA polymerase II cis-regulatory region sequence-specific DNA binding; zinc ion binding; nuclear receptor activity
Source: RefSeq, a predicted model, not a curated record